UAAAUUUGGUCAUGUUCUUCAACCUCAAGAACAACAUUAAUCUCAACUAUGUAUCCUGUGAAAAUGGAUAACGCGCACGAGUUGCCUGUUUAUGUGGAUCAAGACCACCCUAUAAGGAGACACCACUCGGCUCGAUACUAUGCUCACCAUAUUAAAGAGAGUCUAACUACUAGAGUUUCCAAAGUAGUUUGUACAAUUUUCUUAACACUUCUUUCUAUUCUUGGAAUCAUCGCGUUUAUUUUAUGGUUAGGUUUGCGCCCUCAUCGUCCAAGAAUUUUCCUACAUGACUUUUCAAUUCCAGCUAUAAGUCAGGGAAUUGGACCUGAAAGUGCCCAAAUCAACUUUAACGUAACAGCACGAAAUUCAAAUCAAGUUAUUGGGAUUUUUUAUGAUGCAAUACAGAUGGCAGCGACUUAUCAAGAACAGAGUAUUGGGAAUUCACAAUUGUUGACUCCAUUUUAUCAACUGCCCAAAAACACUACUGUUCUUGCGGGUACAUUUUCUGGCCCCAUGGUGACGGUGACCGGAACACAGUGGCAGCAAAUGCUCGAUGACCGGUCUCGAGGAACGGUGGUUUUCCGGGUAGAAUUGACAGCCAGGAUUCGAUUUAAGAUAUGGUCGUGGAAAAGUAAACAUCAUAGGAUGCAUGCUAAUUGUCCUGUUGGAGUAGGACAAGAUGGUAUGAUCUUGGUUGGUUACAUAGAUAAGAGAUGUCCGGAAUAUUUUAAUUAGACAUUUCGAUUCAUGUUUUCGUCUCAUUGAAUUUUCGUUUUUUUUUUGUAUUUGAUUGUGAAAAGCAAUACAUGCUUUCCCUGCCAAAAUUACUCUAAAAGGCAAGG
This is a messenger RNA of Solanum tuberosum (potato), 839 nucleotides long. Its product is annotated as protein YLS9. Bases 49 to 732 code for a protein of 227 amino acids. Gene Ontology annotation, cellular component: plasma membrane; plasmodesma. The record is from RefSeq and is a predicted model, not a curated record. The transcript has a single exon. NCBI's taxonomy places the organism in Eukaryota, Viridiplantae, Streptophyta, Magnoliopsida, Solanales, Solanaceae. Gene Ontology annotation, biological process: defense response to other organism.